Molecule: messenger RNA, 843 nt
Organism: Clonostachys rhizophaga
Lineage: Eukaryota; Fungi; Ascomycota; Sordariomycetes; Hypocreales; Bionectriaceae
Source: the annotation of a GenBank genome assembly
AUGUUGGCGGAGAUCACACGGCCCUGGGUCUUAAUGGCCAUAUCCGCCGCAUGCUUCUUCCUCACAAUCUUCAAACUCAUUGCGGCCUUUGACCUGCGGACGCUGGCCUCCUGGCCCAAGUUCAAGGAGACCUGGUUCGGCGUCCUCUGGACCUACGUGGCCCCCAUCACCAAGAAGGCCGGGCUGCCCAAGGUCCUCCCCCUCGUCGAGGGCCGCGUCCGCAACGGCGAGGUCCACGACAAGGUCGUUAGCCAGCCCCUCCACGGCACCGUCCUCGAGGUCGGCGCGGGUAGCGGGCUCUGGACGGACGCGUACAAGAAGGUCGCCGACGAGGCAAAGCGCACGGGAAAGCCAGGUCCCACCAAGAUCUACGGCGUCGAGCCGAACCACAUGUCGGCGGCGACGCUGAGGCAGCACGUCAAGGAGAUCGGCCUGGACCACGUCUACGAGGUCGUGCCCGUUGGGAUCGAGGAUCUGGGCAACCCCGAUGCCUGGGGUGCGACCAUCGAGCCCGAGAGCGUCGACUGCAUCGUCACCGUCCAGUGCCUGUGCAGCAUCCCCGAGCCUGAGAAGAACGUGGCUCUUCUGUACAACUACUUGAAGAAGGGGGGCAGGUGGUAUGUCUACGAGCACGUUCGGAAUGACCGUGGCGGUCUCUGGUAUUUUUUCCAAUCUUUUACCGACUUUUUCUGGAAAUACAUGAUGGGCGGGUGUCGUUUGUGUCUUAAUACGGAGAAGACCCUGACCCAUACCGCCAUGUGGGAUAAGAUUGACCUCGCCCAGCCACCGGAGGAGCCUUCUUACCAAAUGGUGCCCCAUAUAUAUGGCACACUGGUGAAAUAG